AGAUAAAAAUAACAGAAAGCGACUUAUCAGUAGCGAACAGCGAAUGCGAACAUACGUGUACAAGUAACAAAAUAACAUUUGCAAAAAUGCUCGGAAAAGGUAAAAGAAAGAAGAAAAGACGAGGAAGUGGGAGACCAGUCGAUGGUGAUAACACCCCAAAUGAUGGCUGCUCAAAUGCAGGAGAUAGUGAAAAUGAAGGCAAUGAACGUGUUAAUAUAAUUUAUGGUGUUCCAAUAAACAAUAGUGAUGAAGAGAGUUUGUUAGACACUGAUGGUGUAUUAGCGUCUUCUAGCACACUUGUUUUGGAUGCUCAAAUGAAGAAACCUCCCGUUUUGCCUCUUGAAGAUAAAAAAGAAGAUAUCGAUUACAUUGAAUACGUUCGUGAAGAGAGUUUAAAAGAACACGAGGAAACACAUGAAAUAGUAUAUAACAAAAGAGCCUUAUCAAAGGAAGCACCUACGUACGAAUUGGAAAAAUUCGGAAAACAUGCUUUGUUAAUAUUCAAUCAGUGCAAUAUAGAAGGAUAUGUAAGACCAAGAUUAGGCACUGAAAGAGACGUCGAAGAACUUGAAAAAACAUUCAAAUCUUUUGGGUUUGAAGUGGAAACAGUACCGGAUUUGACUAAAGAAGAAAUAAGAACGAAGUUAAAAGAAUGUAAGUACGAGUACCUACCUAAGCAAUGGCCAAUCCAACUGUGUUGCUUUUUCAAAUAAAUUGAUACAUCUUUU
Ostrinia furnacalis (Asian corn borer) is the source of this 728-nucleotide messenger RNA. RefSeq names its product caspase-4 (gene Casp-4). Gene Ontology annotation, biological process: proteolysis. Lineage: Eukaryota; Metazoa; Arthropoda; Insecta; Lepidoptera; Crambidae. Gene Ontology annotation, molecular function: cysteine-type endopeptidase activity. The transcript has a single exon. The record is from RefSeq and is a predicted model, not a curated record. The coding region runs from base 87 to 713 and encodes 208 amino acids.